Messenger RNA from Cryptosporidium muris RN66, 1968 nucleotides. Its product is annotated as N-acetylglucosaminyl transferase component family protein. The coding region runs from base 1 to 1968 and encodes 655 amino acids. Lineage: Eukaryota; Apicomplexa; Conoidasida; Eucoccidiorida; Cryptosporidiidae. The record is from RefSeq and is a predicted model, not a curated record. Gene Ontology annotation, cellular component: membrane; endoplasmic reticulum. The transcript has a single exon. Gene Ontology annotation, biological process: GPI anchor biosynthetic process.
AUGACCAUAAUAAAGUGUCAAACUAAAAUAUCUCUAUUAUUUGAUGUGGAACUGAUAUAUAAGAUUAGAAGCUUAUGUUAUAAAACUGGUAUACUACUUGGUUACUAUGAUAUAUGGAAUAACUCUGAAGUAGUUCUAUCCAUAAAGGUAAUUUCCUCUAUUAAUCAUAUAAGUACUGACAAGUGGAGUAAUAACCUGGUGAUAUUAGGUAUAUUUACACUGGAUAUAAAUGGUACUGAGUUCUCUGACUAUUCUUAUGAUUACAUAAGAGCUUCAUCCUUACUUUGCAGUAAUAUACUACUUCUUUUAAACAUCAAAUUGGAUGCUACAAAUUCAGAAGAUUUAGUAUCAGUUACUGAUAUAUCUAAAUUUAUUGAUAGAGAUAUAUCACCCCAAUCUAUUAAAAUUAUUGUUUAUUCAUAUAAAUUUUCAAUGCUGACGAAUUUUGUCAAAUCGUUUGAAAUAGCUCACAAAGAUUUGUAUAAUGCAAUAAACCAAUUAAAACAAAAGGGAAAUCUAGAUAGUCUGAAACAAAAUAGUAACAUUUUAGAAAAUAAAGUUUCUGAUAAGGAUUUAAGUCUUUUUGAUUAUUAUAAAUAUCAAAUGACUAGGAGUACCAAUACUUAUUUUGAAAAGCAGUACCAAUCAAGAAAUAAUCUGCACAAAAAUGACUUCCAAUUUCCAAUUUUUAAAGUUUUUUUCAUUUUUUGGAUAACUAUAACUUCAUUUAUUCCGUACUCUUUAUUGAUAUUUGGGUCAAAAUUCAGAAAUUGUUAUCCAUUCACAAAUAAAAAUUUAUCAAUGACUCUCAAAGGAAUAGCUUAUAAGUUUAAUACGCAAAGUCAGUGGAUAGUUCUUUACAAUAUUUUAAUUAUUAAUUAUGAUAAUUUUAAUCACAAUUAUGAUGCUAUAAAAGUACUGUUGUAUUCUACAAUAACUUCCAUUAUUAUUGAUCAUAUAUUUGGGGUACUUUUAAUAUAUAUUAUUAAUUCAUUUUCAAUGCAAAUACUUCAAUUUAUAAGUAAGGUUUAUUAUUUUUUGUACAAUGAUGCUAUUUACUUACAAUUUAAUUGGUUGGCCUCAUCUGAACUCCGACUUAACAAAGAUUUAAGCUCAUUUUUAAUAAGCUUACUGUUUGAAGCAUUCCAACUAUGGAAAAGUAUAACUAACUAUAUAUUCUCUGAUAUUGAAUUAAUUUUCUUUUUUUUAAAACUUUUGUCAGCAGUUGGUGGAUUUUCUAUUGCUAUAUCUUUUGUUUGGGAUAUAUUCAACAUAUAUAUAUUCAUCUUGCACUACAUAUAUGUUCUUUUUUCAAAGCUUCACUGCAUAAAUAUACAGGCGAUUUCAACUUUCUAUCAUCUAUUUCGUGGUAAAAAAUGGAAUAUUCUUAGAAAUCGUGUUGACUCUACAAUUAAUAAUAUAGAACAGUUACUCUUUGGUACAAUCUUAUUCACUAUUUCAAUAUUUUUAUAUCCAACAGUUGCAAUAUUUUAUGUUAAUUUCUUAUUUAUUUGGGUACCUGUAUUUUUAAUAAAUAUAUUAUUCUAUAUGAUAAUUUAUAUAGCAAGUCAUUUUCCAUAUUUCCUUACAACAAUGUACUUUAUAUAUCCAGAUCAUUUUAAUUCAGGAUUAUACUUGAAAAGUAUAGGUAGUAACUAUAAAAAUCAAAUAGUCCUUACUUUUUUUACGAAGUAUCCACCUACAUCACCAGUUUUCAAAUUUUUUUUCUUGGAAAUGUGUAGUGAUAUCCAAAAUAAGCUAAAUAUAUCUCAUUUACUCAAGUAUAUUUUUACUGGGCAGAUUUUAUAUAUUCUUGGUUCUUAUAAUCCUUUUGAGUAUAAAGGGUUUGAUUACUCUGUCUGUCAUACUAGUAAAUUUAUAUGUAACAGCUUAUAUAGUGAGAUACCAUUUAAUGUCUUUGUAGAUUUGUUUAUUAAGUUAGUGAAUACAACCAAUUCAACCUUUUAG